Messenger RNA from Phytophthora sojae, 837 nucleotides. RefSeq lists its product as hypothetical. Bases 1 to 837 code for a protein of 278 amino acids. Lineage: Eukaryota; Oomycota; Peronosporomycetes; Peronosporales; Peronosporaceae. The transcript has a single exon. Gene Ontology annotation, molecular function: DNA binding. Gene Ontology annotation, cellular component: nucleus. The record is from RefSeq and is a predicted model, not a curated record.
AUGGAGUUCGUGCAUGCUCAAGAAUCCAAGGGUCUCCUCUCGGACGAGGUGCUACGAACAAAGGCAAAUGAACUCGUCGGAGAGGGGACAAUUUCCCUGUCGUGGAUUCAACGGUUCAAGUUUCGUCAUCGUGUGACGCUACACAAUAUGCAUGGGGAGGCUGGAUCGGUUGACACGGCGGACCUCGGCCAGCAACGCGCAAAGUUAAUGGAGCUACUCGACAAAUACAACCCCCAAGAUAUUUUCAAUAUGGACGAGACAGCUCUGUUUUACCGUAUGCUACCAAGUCAAACGCUAGCGACCAAGUCCGUUGCAGGCAAAAAGAAGGACAAGACUCGAAUUAGUAUCGGACUAUGCUGCAACUUGGCAGGUACUGAAAAAUUGGAGCCCAUCGUGAUCAAUCGAGCUGCGAAACCUCGCUGCUUCAAAGGUGUCAACGUUGGUGCGAUCCCUAUGGACUAUUUUUCGAACCAAAAAGCAUGGAUGCAUUCUGAAGUGUUUUUGAAGUGGGUGCGGGCGCUAAAUCUCAAGAUGCAUGGACGCAGAAUACUUUUGGUACUCGACAACGCUGCCGGUCAUGUUGACAUUGAACUGAACAAUGUGUACAUCCAUUUCCUACCAAAAAAUACUACGUCGCACCUGCAACCAAUGGACGCCGGCAUUAUUCGAAACUUCAAGCUGAAGUACAAGAAAUUAUUUGUGCAGUGGGUGAUUGAGCAGACCGGUCCACAGAAGCGGUUAGAUUUGUUGACGGCAAUAAAAUUUGUCGUGGACGCAUGGAACGCGGUUUCGGAUGCGACAAUUCGGCGGUAUACUAGGUUGUGUCAGGAAGCAUGA